Molecule: messenger RNA, 964 nt
Organism: Calliphora vicina (urban bluebottle blowfly)
Lineage: Eukaryota; Metazoa; Arthropoda; Insecta; Diptera; Calliphoridae
Exons: 4
Coding region: 254-964 (236 amino acids)
Source: RefSeq, a predicted model, not a curated record
UCAAAAUAUUGAUAAAAUUGCAACUACAUCAACAACCGCUUUGGGUGAAGAAUGCCACAAGGUGCCGAUAACACAAACACCGCCACCAUCAAGGCAGGCUGGAAAAGAUGCAGGCCUUUCCGACAAUACCUCCCCUACCCACUUCCAGGCUUUAACAAAUGCCCAACAAACUAGAACCAUAGUUACAAAUAAAAAAUCUUCGCCUAAAUCCCUUCCUGCUACCUAUUGUACUAGUACACGUUCCGCAGCAGUCAUGGCUUUGGCAUUACGCAGCCAAACCCCGCCCAGCCCACAGACGACACACAAGAAUUCUCGUACCUAUCGAACUAACGAAUCUGUCAACAAUUCAGCCGAAUCAACUUUCACAACUACGACAUCAAUGUCACCGCCCUCGGCAACAGCGUCCCAGCGUCAACAUAUUAACCGAUCACCGGCCCAACAAAUCAAAUCCAAGAUUUUGAAUGAACGACCUAAUGGCAUUGGUGAUUUGUAUUCGGGCGGUUCGAGUAGUUCCGACAACGAUGGUGUAAAUACUUCCUCUUCCUCGUCGGCCACAGCCCUAAGGCGUUUGUAUUUCAAAAGUGGCCGUAGCACGAAAACGAAAGCCAAUAAUACGAAUAAAUCUUCCAUGUCUAUGACCCAAAUAACGAAAAAUGCCAUUUGUACAGCGGCCGUGCUGUAUCAUUCUUCGGUGGAAGGUACCCUAGGCGCCGCCUGUAAUACGUCCAAUAGUAAAAGUGUUCCCAAGGUUGUUGUAAUGGGUUCUUCCACUGCUUCGACGAGCGAUACCAUUAUUAAUACAUCCACUGACUCAGCAUCGACUAUGAUUACGAAUGUUACACAUACUGAUACAUCAGAGACCUGCGAUUCUUUAGAUUUAGGUAAUUUGAUUUUUGAUUCGUUGUACAUACUUUUAUAUAAUAAAGCGAGUUGUAAUUAUUCUUGCAACAGUAGCACCCUUUAA